Toxorhynchites rutilus septentrionalis is the source of this 2423-nucleotide messenger RNA. RefSeq names its product SWI/SNF-related matrix-associated actin-dependent regulator of chromatin subfamily A-like protein 1 (gene Marcal1). Gene Ontology annotation, biological process: DNA repair; replication fork processing. Bases 187 to 2367 code for a protein of 726 amino acids. Lineage: Eukaryota; Metazoa; Arthropoda; Insecta; Diptera; Culicidae. Gene Ontology annotation, molecular function: ATP binding; ATP-dependent chromatin remodeler activity. Gene Ontology annotation, cellular component: nuclear replication fork. The transcript is spliced from 5 exons. The record is from RefSeq and is a predicted model, not a curated record.
UCUAGAAUACGCCUUCUUAACAAGAAUGUGUAUUUGCGGUGUAGUACUUGGCGGUGUAACUAUUAAGUACCAAACGUAUGAAUGAUCAGCUGCAAACCGUCACCGAUUUAGCAUCCAUUUGUUUAUUUAUUUCAAUAGGAAAUUUGUGAGAUCCAUAAAUAUUUGUCACGGUAUUUUCUUUGUGCGAUGUCUUGCACCGCCGAGGAAAUCGCGGAGAAAAGAAAAAUUGCGAUCGAGCGUCUAAAUGCUAGGAAAAAUCCACAAAGCAAUAAUAUAUCUGCCCCUCUUACAAUUCCCUCAUCCAAACCAAUAUUUACACUGCCAUCAAAGCAGAGACAAGUAAUCGCAUCUCAAUCCAGCACUUCUUUCUACGGAAAAUCGCAUACUCCAAACAAUCAAAAAGUUUUUAAUUCUAACAACACUGUACAAAGCGGCAAUGCAUCAGCCGCAGGGAAAUUUAAAAAUGCGUUCAGCAGUGUUCAUGCACAGAGUCAUCCUUAUCAAAGAAACACGUCAACAAACAACGGAACCACCAAUAAAUUAGCGCCCGUUUUCACGAGGACCGUCACUUGCUCGUGCGCAAUGGUUUCCGAAAGUAGAUUUGUGGUUCAAGCAUCUGCCUUCAACGAGAAGCUGAUCGAUGUAUUCAAAAACAUUCCUUCGAAACAAUACGAUCCACUUACUAAAAACUGGUCCUUUAGCAUCCGCGAUCACGCGCUAGUCAUUGAGAAGGUGAGUGCCCUCAACCCGCACGUUUCGAUCGGUCCAAUCCCUUCCUUUGUGUUACGCAUUUUCAACGGGAAUCCACGUCCUGAUCCCAGCCGUGCCUGUCUGGACAUAAUCGAACCCAAAUUGUCGGGGGCGCUGUUGGAAUUUCAAAGGGAGGGUGUAUGUUUCGCCAUCGAUAAGGGCGGGAGAGCACUGAUAGCGGAUGAGAUGGGUUUGGGAAAAACCUACCAGGCGAUUGCAGUUGCUGAUUUUUACAAGGAAAACUGGCCACUUCUGAUUUGUACCACAGCAACAACACGGGAUGCGUGGUCUAGCAAAAUUCGCGAACUGUUGAUAUAUGUGCCAGCGCACAGUAUUGUCACGUUGCAGGGCAGUCAGGACUAUAUCGGGGAUGCCCGGAUUCUUAUUACCAGCUACACCAUGAUGGAGAAAUGCGCGGAAAAGCUAAUCGAGCGACGAUUUGGUUUCAUCAUCAUGGACGAAUCGCACACUUUAAAAAACUUCAAAGCCAAGUGUACGGCUGUGGCACAGGAGCUUGCGAAAAGAGCUAAGCGGGUGAUAUUACUCUCUGGAACUCCCGCACUGUCCCGACCGGUGGAAUUAUUUACGCAACUACAGAUGCUGGAUAAAAGCUUCUUUCAGUUCAAAGAGUACAGCACUCGUUACUGCGCCGGCAAGAAUACCAACUUCGGUUGGGAUGCUAGUGGACAGUCGAAUUUGCCAGAGCUAAAUCUGGUGCUGGCCGCCAAAUUCAUGAUUCGACGCACCAAGCAGGAAGUUAUGAGUCAAUUGGCCGAUAAGAGCCGAGAGACAGUGAUACUGGAUCCGUCACUGCUGUGGAAGAAUGAUGACACCGAGGAGGACUUGAACAGUUAUGCGGCGGAUUAUUCUUCCAGCAAGGGCCGCGAGAGAGAAGAGAUAUUGUUCAAGUAUUACCACGCGACCGCUGAAGCAAAAGCACCCGCUGUUUGUGCGUAUCUCAAACAAAUGCGGAAGGAAAAUCAGAAGUUUAUUAUCUUUGCACAUCACCUUCUGAUGUUGGAUGCUAUUUCUAAGUAUCUCACCAAACAUAAUGUGGAUCACAUAAGGAUUGACGGUACAACGAGGUCGAACCUAAGAUCAGAACUAGUGGACAGAUUCCAAACCAAAGACAAUUGCCGAGCGGCCGUUCUGUCGCUAAAGGCCUGCAACGCAGGCAUAACGUUGACUGCCGCGCAACUGGUGAUUUUCGCUGAACUCGAUUGGAACCCAAGCACGCUUGCCCAAGCGGAAAGCCGAGCUCAUCGGAUCGGCCAGGAAGGUAAUGUGAUUGUGCGGUAUCUGCUGGCGAAAGGAACCGCGGAUGACAUUAUCUGGACGAUGCUACAGAAGAAGCAAAACAUCCUGAACAAGGCCGGUCUUUGUAAUGAGGAUUUUUCCGAUUCCACCAACGUUAAUGCGCCCUGUUCCGCGGGAAAUAUUGAGCCAUAUCUGGAGAAACGUAGCAGUUCUGCAGGAACUUUAGACAAAUACGUGCUCAAAGAACCAAACCAUAACGUUAGUGGUGUGGGUAGCAUAAAGACUGAUAGCCAGGAGACAGCUUUUCAGAGCUUGUUGGACGACGGAGAAGAUGAUGAUUUAGUAGGACUAGAUUUCUAAAAACACAAUCGCCUUGUCAUUAUAUUGAUGAAAAAAUAAAUUUUUGUCGUUUUGUC